Molecule: messenger RNA, 7398 nt
Organism: Sorex araneus (European shrew)
Lineage: Eukaryota; Metazoa; Chordata; Mammalia; Eulipotyphla; Soricidae
Gene: KLHL26
Product: kelch like family member 26
Exons: 3
Coding region: 33-1922 (629 amino acids)
Molecular function (GO): protein binding
Source: RefSeq, a predicted model, not a curated record
UCCGUCACUCGAACGCGCGGCGAGGCGGGAAGAUGGCGGAGUCCGGCCGCGGCGGCGGCGGCGGCGGCGCGGGCGCCGGCGGUUUCGGCACGAGCCCGGGUCCCGAGCGCCCGAGCAGCCUGGCCGACAAGAAUGGGGCCAAGUGCACCUUCUCAGCACCUGGCCAUAGUGCCAGCCUUCUGCAGGGCCUGGCUGCCCUUCGUGCACAGGGCCGCCUCCUGGACGUCACCCUGACCGUGGGCUCGGAAAUCUUCCGUGCACACCGCGUGGUCCUGGCCGCCUGCAGCGACUACUUCAGGGCCAUGUUCACUGGCGGCAUGCGGGAGGCGCAGCAGGAGGUGAUCGAGCUCAAGGGUGUGUCUGCGCGAGGCCUGCGGCACGUUAUGGACUUCGCCUACAGCGCUGAGGUGACUCUGGACCUGGACUGCGUGGAGGACGUGCUGGGCGCCGCUGUGUUCCUGCAGACGCCUCCCGUGGUGGCGCUGUGCGAAGACUUCCUCAAGGCCGCCAUGAGCGUGGACACGUGCCUGCACAUCGGCCACAUGGCCGCCACCUUCAGCCUGGCCUCACUCAAAGAGUCAGUGGACGCCUUCACCUUCCGCCACUUCCUGCAGAUCGCGGCUGAGGAUGACUUCCUGCAGCUGCCGCUGGAGCGCCUGGUGUUCUACCUGCAGAGCAACCGGCUGCAGAGCUGCGCCGAGAUUGACCUGUUUCACGCCGCUGUACGCUGGCUGCAGCACGACCCGGCGCGGCGACCACGUGCCAGCCACGUGCUCUGCCACGUGCGCUUCCCGCUCAUGCGCUCGAGCGAGCUGGUGGACAGUGUGCAGACGCUUGACCUCAUGGUGGAGGACGUGCGCUGCCGCCAGUUCCUGCUGGAGGCCUUCAACUACCAGGUGCUGCCCUUCCGCCAGCAUGACAUGCAGUCGCCACGCACGGUUGUGCGCUCUGAUGUGCCGGCACUGGUGGCCUUUGGAGGCACCCCAUACACGGACAGCGACCGCGCUGUGAGCAGCAAGGUGUUUCAGCUGCCCGAGCCUGGUGCGCGUCAUUUCCGCGAGCUCACAGAGAUGGAGGUGGGAUGCAGCCAUACCUGCGUGGCUGUGCUUGACAACUUUGUGUACGUGGCUGGCGGCCAGCACCUGCAGCACCGCAGUGGCGAGGGUGCCGUGGAUGUGUGUUACCGCUAUGACCCGCACCUGAACCGCUGGCUACGACUGCAGGCCAUGCAGGAGAGCCGCAUCCAGUUCCAGCUUAAUGCGCUGGGCGGCCUAGUCUAUGCCACAGGCGGCCGCAACCGUGCUGGCAGCCUGGCCUCGGUGGAACGCUACUGCCCCAGCCGCAACGAAUGGGGCUAUGCCUGCUCGCUGCGGCGCCGCACCUGGGGCCACGCGGGUGCCGCUGCGGGGGGCCGCCUCUACAUCUCAGGGGGCUACGGCAUCUCGGUGGAGGACAAGAAGGCUCUGCAUUGCUACGACCCUGCGGCUGACCAAUGGGAGUUCAAGGCGCCCAUGAGUGAGCCACGCGUGCUGCACGCCAUGGUGGGUGCUGGCGGCCGCCUCUACGCGCUGGGCGGCCGCAUGGAUCACGUGGACCGCUGCUUUGAUGUGCUGGCCGUGGAGUACUAUGUGCCGGAGACUGACCAGUGGACCAGUGUGAGCCCUAUGCGUGCUGGCCAGUCGGAGGCCGGCUGUUGUCUGCUGGGCCCCAAGAUCUAUAUUGUGGGAGGCUACAACUGGCGCCUCAACAAUGUCACGGGCCUCGUGCAGGUGUACAACACUGAGACUGACGAGUGGGAGCGCGAUUUGCACUUCCCCGAGUCCUUCGCGGGCAUUGCCUGUGCACCCGUGCUCCUGCCUCGAGUGGUAGAACCUGCAUCUGGCCCUGUGCCUGGGCCCAGCCCCGCCCCCGCACACAGGUAGCCCCUCACUUCUCCUACCCAGGACCCACCCACCCAGCCCGCAGAGCUCUGCCUACCCAGGGCCUGCCCACCCAGCCCUCAGGACUCUUCCACCCAGGACCCGCCCACCCAGCAGAACUCUGCCCAGCCAGGACCCACCCACCCAGCAGAGCUCCGCCUACCCGGGACCCACCCACCCAGCCUGCAGAGCUCCGCCCAUCCAGGACCAGCCUACCCAGUCCACAGUGCUCUGCUCACCCCGGACCCACUCACCCAGCCCUCAGGACUCUCCCAUCCAGGACUCUCCACCCAACCUUCAGGGCUCUGCCCACCAGGCCCUUCCCAGCACACACCUGGGCAGCAGAGCUCCGCCCACCCUGUAUGCAGGGCUUGCUCACCCAAGACCCUCCUGGUCUGCAAGGGCCCAAGCUGAGGGACAGCAAACUCCUGGGACCCCUUGCCCCUAUUGGGCCCCCUCUGCCACUGACCUCCAGACUCUGAGCGCUCCUGCUACCUCUCUCAGUGGCCUGUCGCCUUUGGCCUGCAGAAGCUGAACCCCCAGGCACCUGCUCUGGUUCUGUCCCUCCCCCUUUAGCCUUGAUCUGGGGGUGAGGGGCUUGGAGGUUGGGGGGGUCACACCUCUGUCCCUGUGCUGCCUCGGUGCCAAGGGCCAGUCUGACCGAGGCCCAGGAGCUGCCAUGGGGCUGUGCCUGUCUCUGGAGGAUGCCCCUGGGCCUGCUCCCAGUCACCAGCCCUUUCUUUAGGGGUGCAGUUGGCCUAGAGAUCAGCCCCUCAGACUGGUCAAUGGGCCGCAUUGACCUCGGGCAGCUCUGAGGGUUCCUUUGCUGCUACCCCCAUCCCUGAUCAUGCAGAGGAUUCACUUCACACCUCGGUUGAUGCUGACCCCCCAGUCCCUUUAAUAAAAGGGUUUAGUGGAAAGGGGAGCAUGCCCAGCACUGAGCCGCUGGGCCCCCCAAUCAUAUCCCUGGUGUCUGGCUAGGCGCCUCACCCCUCUGCUUUCCCUAUUGGUGGCAUUUCUGGGGGAGGGGCUGCCCAUGCUCAGGACUGGGGUGGGCGGGUAGUCAGUGGGCAGAGUGGCAGGGGCAGGCUGUCUGCUCAGUCCCAGGGUGCAUCCCUUCUGGAGGGCUUGGAGUUCUGAGAUCAGCCCCCCUCUCAAAGCCCCCCUCAAAUGCUCCUGGGGGUAUGCGCAAGGGCUGGGCGCAGGUCUUGGGAGCUGGUGAUUUGGUUUGAUCUGGGCACCUCCUACCCCCACCCCAAAGCACUGCUGGGGCAGCCCCAAGGGCAGAGCAAGAGUCACCCUUGAGCACCACUGGGCAGGUACCCAAAACAUCCCCAAACAACGAACUUACCUGGGGCCUGGCGCCCUUACUCUGGGGUGGGGGCGGGGGCACGGGUGCUAGCCUUGGAAUUUGGUUGGGAAUCAGAAAGGAGUCCAUGAUGCCAGGGGCAUCGGAAAGCUGUGGCCCAUGGGGACUUACUAGAACAUUCCAGCCCCUUCCCCUCCUCCCACCCUAAUUCCUCUCCCUGCACAGGGGCUGGGGUGGGGAGGGGGACAGGGAGAACCCUUUGCCAGCUCCAAGUCCCCCAUCAGCUCACACCUCAGAACAUCUUGUCCCCAGCGAGCUGGCAGGGGUGCGACGGGCGGGAGCUCGGGCGUAUCUAACGGGGCGAUUGUGCAGAACCGUCUGGACUGGCGCAUGGAAUGUUCUUGAGGGCCCCUGCCCCUCCCGCUCCUCCACCAUCCCCCCAAAGCAGUCGCCCGCCCACCUCCCCCCUUCCCCCGCACCCACGAAAGGAAAAUUAUUUUUCGUGUUGUAAACUUUAAACACGAAAAAGCUGGUUUUAAUUUAGCGGAAACUGGCUUGAAUCUUCACUCUGAAGAAUCGCGUCCUGCCGAGAAAGGCGGACGGCGCAUGCGUCCAGCCCUGCACCCUCGCGCCCUGGGACCCCCGCGUGUGUGUGCACGCGCGUGCCCCUCACCCCCACUCGCCGCCGCCGCGGCCCCCCACCCACCCAUGGCUGCCGUGGCUGCCGCCGUGGCCCGAGCGCGGAAGCCGCGCGGCCAGAUGUCGCGGCAAGAGCUCUCGCACCUGGGCCUGGCUGUGGGAAAAGACCGCUCCCAGGGGGGCCGGUGGGCCGCGGGCCCGGGAGGAGGCAGCCAAGUGUGACUUAUGGGGUCGUUCCCGGAGCAGGGCCGGGGCCCCCCAGGGACCGCGUGCGCGGGGAAUCGGCAGCAGCCGGGCCAGCUUGGACACGCGCCCCUGGCUUCGCCUCGGGAACUUGCUGUGUUCUCACGGGCCCAGCCCCGCUCUCCGCUCCCCACCGCGGCCCUGGCGCUGGCUUCUGAGGGGCACCUGGGCUGGUGCGUGCGGCGCCCGGCCGGGGGUUCGGGAUUGGGGGCUGGGACUGCCCUCCUGGCGACCCCACCAGGUCCAGGUUGCCGCUGGCCCUGCUGCCAGCUCGCCUUCCUGGCUCCCAGCUUUAUGCCUCACCAGCCUGGGGCUGGGAGUUAAACUGGAACUUGGCUGGGCCCGCUGCGGGCUAUUGGGGUCUGGGCACCUUUCCCAGCUCUGGCCAGCAGGCUUGGUUUGUGUGCGUGUGUGUGUGUGUGUGUGUGUCUGUCUGUCUUGGGGUAGGGGUGGGCUCCUGGAUGCAGAUUUGGGGACUUGGGGAGAGAUCCUCUGUCCCCUUUUCAAGCAGGCUUGGUUUUGUGUGUGUGUGUGUGUGUGUGUGUGUGUGUGUGUGUGUCUUGGGGUAGGGGUGGGCUCCUGGAUGCAGAUUUGAGGACUUGGGGAGAGAUCCUCUGUCGCCUUUUCAAACUGUCCUUGCUGCUGCUUCCAUUGUGGAUGCUGUGCCAGGAGCUUCUGCAGCCAUCUUGUGGCCAUGAGGGGCAAGUCAAGGCAGUGCUGGCCCAGCCCUGCUCCCAGACCCGCCUCCCCUUCCUGAGGGUGUGGGGUUUUUGUCAGCGGACCAGGAGCUGGGGGAGGGUGUGGAAGGUGGGAGAAUCAGUCUUCCCAAAACAGCAAGAUUUUCUGGAUGGAGCGUCUAGGGGGGUGGGCUGCGGAGUUUUUUUGACCUCUGUUGCUUGGCCCUGAGGCCACCUCUGUAACCACCUUAUGGGCACAAAGGCCUGAGCUCGAGUCCUGGGAGCUCCAUGGGGGCACCCAGACAUCUAUGCCUUGUGCUAGCUGUGGGCGAAGACCUUGCCUCACCCUGCCUGAAGCCAGCCCAGACAAGGCCCGGUGUCAGCCCCCUGGGUUCCUCACUCCCCUCUCAGCUCCCCCUGCCUACUCACCCCCAGGCCAUGCAGGUACCCUGUUCACCCCCCAAUAGUGUGGGUGUCCCCUAGGAUACCCAGGGUUCCAAAUAAGUUAAUGUAGACAUGCCAGGCCAAGUGACCAUACACCUGUAAGGUACAGAGUUCAGAGUUUCCGGCCUAUCUCUGCUCUCUCUCGCUCUCUCUCUCUCUCUCUCUCUCUCUCUCUCUCUCUCUCUCUCUCUCUCUGUCUGUCUUUCUGUCUCUGUCUAUGUGUCUCCUUCACUGUCUGUCUCACUCUCACGUCUUUGACUCUUUGUCUCUCUCUGUCUCUCUUUCUCUCUCCUCUACCCCAUUGAGCAGGGCAGGGCUCUGUCCUCUGGUCACCAUGGGUUGGAGCUGGGUUUGGGGUUGCUCCUGAAUUUGGAGGUUUUUAUAGGAGGAGCAUGUGCAAUGUUCCUGGGGCAGGGCCAGUGGGAUAAAGAGCAGGCUUGAAGCAUAAUGAGCUGAACAAAGAAGGGAAAAAAAGUGCUGCCUGCAUGCCAUGGAACGUGGCUCUUAGUGCUCACCCGGAUAUGCGGCAGGAGGACCCAGGGUUGGGUGAGCCCAACAGGUGAGGCAAGAGCAUAGCAGCUCUCCUUUUGGGUCAGGAGGUGCUUUCUGGGGGAGGAAGUAUUUGCCGUGGGUUUUGAGGGAUGAGUAGGAGUCUCCAAGGCAGAAAAGGAAACUCACUCAACCAAAGACUGAUUUACCAACUCCCUGGCUGUACCUUGCCUCUUGUCAGGUCACCAGAGGAGCACAGACAAAGCUCUGCAGAGGUCCUGGGCGCUGGGUGAGCAGGGAAAGGCCCUGUGUGUCGAGACGUGAGCUCAUUCAGCACUGCUGCCAGGCCGCAGAGGGAAGGACUGCAGGAGCCGUGCCUGGAGAGGAAGGGGAUAUUCCCUGUCCAGGGGGCCUGAGGUUAGGUCAGAGCCAGACUGGGGACUAACCAAGACCCAGGCCACCCACCACCCCCUACUUGAGCCCAGGGGUCCAUGGCCAGAGAGCACAGUCUGGUCACCAAGUGCACUUUCGCAAUUGGCAUGCUGGCGGCUUCCUCUGAGUCAUCCCUGGGGCUCAGGACAGAUCGAGUUACGACCGGAUGGGGAUGCAAUGGAGGGAAGCAGGGGUCCAGCCCUGCACCCUGUAUGCACACCCUUUCUGUUGCCCCUAUGUCUCCCCGUGCCACCAUUCUGCUUGGCCACCACACCCCUGCUAGGUGCUCAUCACACCCGGACCAUUCCAACCAAGACAGCAACGACUUCCAUUCCUGCCCCUGGCCCCUCCCUCGCCUAUUUCCUCUUCCCAGACAGGCAGAAAUGAGGAGGGGUCUACUGCAUAGAAGGUGGCUUCCCACACAAGACUCCCCCAAAAUGCGGUAUCAGUCCACGUCAGAGAGCCAUGCACCAUGGCUUCUGGUCGGCUUCCAUAGAGAAAGGGAAUCCACCAUUGGCUCAGGUAAUAAGGAAUGAGCUCCAGGCAUGACUGGAUCCAGGAGCCCAGACCAUGUUUUUCUCUGGCUUUCACUCUCAGUCCCUGUCUUGACCUGCUGAACUCUGCCUGACACUGGAGACUGGUGUUAUCCCCUCAAACCAGCAAACCAAGCAAAGAGACUUGCUUUUCUCCACGACUCAUCCAAAGAUUGCAGAGCGGCAUGUCCUUGACAGAAUGGGCCAUAGGCUGUCUGAGCAACGGGCCAGGCAGGCAUGACAUCUUCCUAUGUGGGACAGGGGAGAAGGAAGUCAGGGAGGGACGUGAAUAUCCCAAAGGGGAGGUGGUCAGCUACAAACUUCAGAAGAGUGGACAGAGAGAUGUUUGCUAAGCACAAAGGCACAGGGUCCCCCAAAACUUGUGAACAAGAAAGGCAGUGUGGGGAUACCCUGUAGGGGCACCCAGGAUCCUCUCUGCAGUUAGAUCAGCUGUGGCAACCAGUCAGUUAUUGUGAAUCAGAGUGAAGAAAAGCCUAUUUGAAAAAUGUGGGUGGGGGCUGGAGCGAUAGCACAGCGGGUAGGGCGUUUGCCUUGCACGCGGCCGACCCGGGUUCGAAUCCCAGCAUCCCAUAUGGUCCCCUGAGCACCGCCAGGGGUGAUUCCUGAGUACAUGAGCCAGGAGUGACCCCUGUGCAUCGCCGGGUGUGACCCAAAAAGAAAAAAAAAAAUUAAAAAAAAAAAAAAAAGAAAAA